UGAGGAAGGGGAGGGAAGGAAUAGAGAAAAUAGAAUAAAGGAGACAGAGAGAUUACAAACCACAUAGGGAAAUAGAAAAGAGUAGACAGGGCAGGUCAGGGUGAAAGAGAGGAGAGUCCUGCCUGCUGAGGACAAGGCCAUGUGUCCCAGCCAACAAUGGGGGCUGGGCCCAAGGGGCCGUCCAUCUUGUCAGUGACUACAAGGACAGAUCUUCUGCAACAUGAGAAAAGAAGAAGUCAGAUCAUUAAAGGAAGUUGCUGGUCACAAGGAGGUUGAGAUUUGGAGAGCUGUCUCCACUCAGUCCUCCACUUAAGCAGGCCUGGGAUCUGUCUCACUUUACCCUGAUUCUCUCUGGACUCCUGAGCACCCCAGUGUUGCCUCACAAGGCAUCCUCUCCUACCUGUAGGCUUUGGUGGUCUGAUGACUUGGAGGGACUCUGGCCAUGGCUCAGAUGCUGCUUCUUCUGCUGUCAGCAGCUUGUCUGCACACUGGGAACUCUUCAGGAACCAGCAGAGAAAAUGACUAUGCGGUCAACCAACCAGCAAACCUCUCUGGGGUCCAGGGCGGAUCCAUCGAGAUCCCCUUCUCCUUCUACUUCCCCUGGGAGUUGGCCAAGGACCCAAAGAUGAGCAUCGCCUGGAGAUGGAAGCACUACCAUGGGGAAUCCAUCUACAACUCCACCCUGCCUUUCAUACAUGAGCACUUCAAGGACCGGCUCAUCCUGAACUGGACACAGGGUCAGACAUCCGGAGUCCUCAGAAUCCUGAACUUAAAGGAAACUGACCAGACCACAUACUUCUGCCGUGUUUUUCUGCUAACAACAGAAGGCAUAAAGGUUUGGCAGUCUAUUCCUGGGACCCAACUCAAUGUGACACAUGAACUCAGCACCACCAUGAGGAGCCCCUCCACCAUCACCUCUGCAGUCACCACAGCUGGCCUGGAGGACACAGGGGACCAGGGGAAUCCUUCCCUGCUCAACCUGGGAGCCAUGGUCGCAAUGGUCGUAGUCAAGGCUGUGGUCAUAAUCCCACUCUACGGACUGAUGAUCUUCCUGUGGUGGAGGCAAAGGCCAGCAGACUAAAGCCCAAACCCCAGCCAGUUUCCUUGUGAGACAUUGUCUGUUUGUCCCCACUAACAGACCUCCAGGUGCCAGGACCUCUCACCAGGGAGGUGAGUUUACAUCACAGUACUGAUUGAUGGCCACCCAUGAGCAUGGACUGCCCUCCCUGCCUCCUGCAGUCAGUCAGAGCUCAUGGAUGCAGGAUUGUGUGUGACUCAGCCUAAGGAGCCAUGUGGGCUCUGGUGUCUUCUCCUCGAAUCCCAGCUCAUCCUGAUUGUCUCUGGUGCUGAGAGCCUGACUGUGCUGUUCUCUGUCUGCUCAUGGAGUUACUAACAUGUUGAUUAAAGGUCUUACUACCAGUGAGCCCCUGCCCCUUAUCCCACAUGACACCUCUUAGAGAGUUGCACAUUGUGUCCAGGAUGCAGGUCACAGGGAAAAAUGCAAAGACCAUGGUCCACAAUGAUAACCACUGCCUGAGAAUCAGGGUUCCCCUCUCUCUUACUCCCUGGACCCUACCAUCUCAUUCACAACCCUGGCCAAUCCAUGCACCACAUCCAGGGACAGACCACUGCUUGCUUAAGUCCCAUAUUGGGCUUCUUUUCUUCACAAGUCAAACUAUAUGCACUCACUUUCUGCCAUGUUGAUAUUCUGACCUCUUGGGUCUUUCCUAGGACAAGACUUCCACCCCAUGUCCAGUCUGUCUUAACAUUUGAUAGUCAUUUGGUCAGCGCUUGACAAAAAGCCUGGCGGGGGAGAGGGUGCAGGGAGGAUCACAGAAAACCACCUAGACUGAUCAAGAAAGAUAGAAACGAGGCUUCUGAUGUAGCAAGAAGAGGUGCAUGACCAUACUUGAUAGAGAUCUACCAACCACAGUGAUCCAUAGCUGCAGUGGCACACAGAUGCAGCUCCAGUCCACCAAUCACAAGCCUCAGAUGAGUGCCAUUCAUGGGCCUUUGCUGGGUCAUUGCGAAAAUGAUCUCCAAUCCCAUGAGACCAGCUGCUGAUACCUAGGGUCAUGAAGAGAUCACCAAAGCUUCUUGUGGUAAAGUGAGGUGUCCUGGAGCAACUAUGAGAUGUCUGCUGUGGUUGUGACUGCAUCCAAGACUCCUGAGGCUGAUCUCAGCAGGUCUGGGGGCGGGGCACAGUGACCUUGGGAGCUGGGGUAGGGUUUCCUCUGAGCAUCCCUGAAGUGUUCACAUAGCAGGAUGCUAUGAUGGCGGUCUGUCCAGUCAUUUAACAAGUCCAUUUGUCAGAGCCAUGGCAUAGGCAUCUGCCCACAGAGAAGGGGCCUUAAUGCAGUCGCUCAAAUAGUCAUAUGAAUCCCCAGGCUCUUUCCCAUUGUCCAAAAGGGACAAACACAGAGAUGUCCACAGCAAAGAUUUUUUUUAAUUUAUUGAUAUAUUUAUUUACAUUUCAAAUGAUUUCCCCUUUUCUGGACCUCCACUCCCUGAAAGUCCCAUAAGCCCCCUUCCCUCCCCAUUUUCCCACCCAACCCUUCCUACUUCCCUGUUCUGGUUUUGCCCUAUACUGCUUCACUGAGUCUUUCCAGAACCCGGGGCCACUCCUCCAUUCUUCUUGUACCUCAUUUGAUGUGUGGAUUAUGUUUUGGCUAUUCCAGUUUUCUAGGUUAACACCCACUUAUUAGUGAGUGCAUACCAUGAUUCAUCUUUUGAGUCUGGGUUACCUCACUUAGUAUGAUGUUCUCCAGCUCCAUCCAUUUGCCUAAGAAUUUCAUGAAUUCAUUGUUUCUAAUGGCUGAAUAGUACUCCAUUGUGUAGAUAUACCACAUUUUUUGCAUCCACUCUUCUGUUGAGGGAUAUCUGGGCUCUUUCCAGCUUCUGGCAAUUAUAAAUAGGGCUGCUAUGAACAGAGUGGAACAUAUAUCCUUAUUACAUGGUGGGGAAUCCUCUGGGUAUAUGCCCAGGAGUGGUAUAGCAGGAUCUUCUGGAGGUGAGGUGCCCAGUUUUCGGAGGAACCGCCAGACUGAUUUCCAGAGUGGUUGUACCAAUUUGCAACCCCACCAGCAGUGGAGGAGUGUUCCUCUUUCUCCACAUCCUCGCCAACAUCUGCUGUCUCCUGAAUUUGUAAUCUUAGCCAGUCUGGUGUAAGGUGAAAUUUCAGGGUUGUUUUGAUUUGCAUUUCCCUAAUGACUAAUGAAAUUGAGCAUUUUUUAAGAUGCUUCUCAGCCAUCCGAAGUUCUUCAGGUGAAAAUUCUUUGUUUAACUCUGUACUCCAUUUUUCAUUGGGUUAUUUGGUUUUCUGGAGUCUAACUUCUUGAGUUCUUUAUAUAUAUUGGAUAUUAGCUCUCUAUCUGAUGUAGGGUUGGUGAAGAUCUUUUCCCAAUUUGUUGGUUGCCGAUUUGCCCUUUUGAUGGUGUCCUUUGCUUUACAGAAACUUUGUAAUUUUAUGAGGUCCCAUUUGUCAAUUCUUGAUCUUAGAGCAUAAGCUACUGGUGUUCUGUUCAGGAACUUUCCCCCUGUACCGAUGUCCUCAAGGGUCUUCCCCAGUUUCUUUUCUAUUAGCUUCAGAGUGUCUGGAUUUAUGUGGAGGUCCUUGAUCCAUUUGGAGUUGAGCUUAGUACAAGGAGACAAGGAUGGAUCAAUUCCCAUUCUUCUCACAGCAAAGAUUUACACAGAGCCAACAUUCUUAACAUCACAUAGGUGCUUAAUCCCGGUUGAAUACAUUUGGAGAGACUGGAUCUCUGAACUGCCACAAGUGAACAUUAUGGUCCAACUGCGGAGCAGACAGUGGCUUCUCACCUGGCUGCCAGUGUUUGCAAUGUAUGUUUCCUCAACUGAGCUGGUAAUAAAAAGUACCAAAGAAAAUAGGGCAUGAUAACAUGCCUGUCAUCCAGCUAUUGACAGAUAGUGACAGGAAAAUUAACAGUUGGAGCACUGCUUCUCAACCUCUUUGAGGUCACCACCUCUUUGAGGAUAGAACUCCCCUUAAAUAGGAGUAGCAUUUCAGAUAUCCUGCCUAUCAGAUGUUUAUACUGUGAUCAUUAACAGUAGAUAAAUCACAGUUAUGAAAUAGCAAUAAAAUAAUUUUGUGAUUGGAGUCACCCCCAUAGAAAAGGUUUUCACAGCAAAAAGAAGGCUGCAAAUCUAUGAAUUGGAGGCUACUCUUAGCACCUCUUUGAGGCCAGCCAGGGUCACAUGAAACUUUGUCUUGAAACCAACAGCAAAGCUAAUCAAAACUCAAAUGAACAGAGAGGUCUAGAGAAAGGUCAUCUGUUAGUUCCCUCUUAACUGGAGGUGGAGACCCUGAUGAUGAUACCAGUUAUCUCUCCAGAUUUACAUAAACAAAGUAUGUGACUAUCAAUAUCUUGAUAGUUUUUUGUUGUUUGUUUUGUUUUCUUAGUGUUUUGAUAAUGGGGUUGAAAGGACAGAAAAUAAUACAGCCUAACUCUAAUGACCCCAAGAAGUAAGGAGCUUAAAAUGCUAUCUCGCUUUGUUAGAAACUAGAUAAAAGGUCACAUUCCAGAGCCCGCCCUUUGUUUAGAGCUAGUAGAAAGGCCUUGAAUAGGAGAUCCUAGCCCCAAAAGGUAACUGGAAAUGGGCUAAGCUUAUCUUGCUUCUGUAAACUGCUUACACCAUUACCCCUAAGCAGGAGUUCACGCAGCUAUAGACAUUUAAAAAAGUAGGAAACUAAAUUGGUCCACUGAGCACGAGCUGAUAAUUUAAACUGAUUGGUCUGUGAUUCGCGGGCUUUGUUGUAAGCUUAUAAAAGCUGUCAUGAUUGGCUCGCAUUUCACGGGCUCUCCAUGCUAAGAAGUGAUUGGUUUGUGAUUUGCAGUCGUAAACUUAUGAAAGCUGUCGUGAUUGGCUCACAUUUUGCGGGCUCUCCAUGGGAAGAAGUGAGUUGGUUUGUGAUUCUCGGGCUCUGUUGUAAACUUAUAAAAGCUGUCACAAUUUGGCACUCGGGGUCCAUGGUCCUCUAACCCUGCGUGGUGUAUGGCUACGGAACCCAGAAUUCUGAAAUAAAGAAAUCCUCAUUCUAUUGCAUCGA
Apodemus sylvaticus (European woodmouse) is the source of this 5068-nucleotide messenger RNA. Its product is annotated as paired immunoglobulin-like type 2 receptor beta-2. The record is from RefSeq and is a predicted model, not a curated record. Gene Ontology annotation, molecular function: MHC class I protein binding. NCBI's taxonomy places the organism in Eukaryota, Metazoa, Chordata, Mammalia, Rodentia, Muridae. The transcript has 5 exons. Bases 443 to 1081 code for a protein of 212 amino acids.